CGACACACAGGAAGUUGAAUAAUCAGCUGAUAGUGGUGGUGUUUUGUUGGAAGUUGCGGUUGUUUGUGAAGUGUUUAUAUUCCUUUCUCUUCAAUUCACGACAAAGACACAACAAACGAAAAAAGGAAUUCGAUGGACAUUUAAUUAUUAAUGAUGUUAUGAAAAUUAGCUAAGUGACUCACUGUUACAAUUUCAACUCAUAGCUAGCUAGAUUGCUGUUGAAUCCUCGGGAAGAAAGAAAACAGCAACGUAACGUCAGUCAACGGGUUUGAGACGUUCUUUGUUUUUGUUUUGUCAGACAGAAUUGCAGUAUUUGGUUUCUUCUUUUUGAACAUUGUUUUAUAUUUAUUUAGAAUUGUGCGUGGAUUUUGAUUACAAUAACUAUACAGGAGAGCUAGCUAGCAUAGCUACAAGUCGCCGAUAAUUGUUGUCAAGCUGCUGAGUUGUCUAAUCAGAAGCGAGACAACAGAGCUGUUUACAUAGUGACGAGUGUGGAAAGAUUUCAGACUAGCUAGGUAGUUGUGGUGUGAUCGUCAUUUGCACAUCACUCGGUUAGCUCAACUGCGACCUGUUGGUAGAGUUACAUGUCAGCCACCAACCUGUAAUUCUCAGUUAGCGUUGUGUGUAAUUUAGCAGGUUUGUUGCGCAAUUCCUGUAUGCCAACGUUGUCAUCAAGGAUCGCUGGUCCAAAAGUAUGGUAACAGCAGUGUGUCGUAACUAAGUUUUGGAGUGUCUUGACCUCUGAGAAGGUGUCAUUUGUCCCACUGUCAAUAUAUUUCAGGGUGUUUUAUGUAAACCCUUAUUGUGUAUGCCUAUAAAUUAAGUAUUAUUGUAUUGUGUUAAUAACUUAAUGUUGUGUACAAACCGUGCAAUUGAAAAGGAGUGAUUUAAGAAGAGAAGGAUCAGGCAGUCUAAUAUUAAAGAACGGUCCAGUUCUGGCACAGGCACAGAACCUCGUUGAAAAUCCUUCUCCCUACUUGCCAAUGCUGGAUCUGGAAGUUGUUCCUGAAAGAUCUUUAGGACAUGAGCAAUGGGAAUUCGCAUUAGGGAUGCCAUUGGCCCAGGCCAUUUCCAUUUUACAGAAACACUGCCGCAUCAUCAAGAAUGUCCAGGUUCUCUACAGUGAACAAACGCCACUCAGUCAUGACCUCAUACUCAACUUGACUCAGGAUGGAAUUAAACUGUUGUUUGAUGCCUGUAACCAGAGACUGAAGGUGAUUGAAGUAUACGACUUGAGCAAAGUGAAAUUGAAAUACUGUGGAGUACAUUUCAACACUCAGGCGAUAGCACCCACUAUAGAGCAGAUUGACCAGUCGUUUGGCGCCACACACCCUGGAGUAUACAAUGCUGCAGAGCAACUGUUCCACUUGAACUUUCGGGGACUCUCCUUCUCCUUCCAGCUUGACUCAUGGAAUGAAGCUCCCAAGUAUGAGCCUAACUUUGCCCAUGGCUUGGCCUCCCUGCAGAUUCCGCACGGGGCCACAGUGAAACGGAUGUACAUCUAUACUGGGAACAACCUACAGGACACCAAGGCUCCAGUGAUGCCCCUUGCCUGUUUCCUUGGCAACGUGUAUGCAGAGUGUGUGGAUGUGCUGAAGAAUGGUGCGGGACCACUUGGUCUGAGACUUCGCAUCCUCACUGCAGGCUGUGGGCCGGGGGUGAUGGCUGAUGCCAAGGUGCGUGCUGUGGAGAGGAACAUCUACUUUGGAGACUCCUGUCAAGAUGUGCUGAGCGCUCUGGGCUCGCCACACAAGGUCUUCUACAAGUCAGAGGACAAGAUGAAGAUCCACUCUCCGUCGCCUCACAAGCAGGUCCCGUCCAAAUGCAAUGACUACUUCUUCAACUACUUCACCCUGGGGGUGGACAUACUCUUUGAUUCCACCACACACCUGGUGAAGAAGUUUGUCCUUCAUACCAACUUCCCUGGUCAUUACAAUUUCAACAUAUAUCAUCGAUGCGAUUUCAAGAUUCCACUUGUCAUUAAGAAAGAAGCUGCUGAUGCUCAGUGGGAGGACUGCAUCCUUACUACCUACAGCAAGUGGGAUCAGAUUCAGGAGCUUCUUGGACACCCCAUGGAGAAGCCUGUCGUGCUCCACAGGUCAUCCUCGGCAAAUAAUACCAAUCCGUUCGGCUCUACAUUCUGUUUUGGAUUACAGCGAAUGAUCUUUGAGGUGAUGCAGAACAACCACAUAGCUUCAGUGACUCUGUACGGCGCCCCCAGACCCAACAGCCGGGCCCGAGCCGAGGCCAGCGCCCACUGAACAGCAUCCUACUGCCAACCCAGGCCCGGCCUGAGGGCUGUCUCUCCCCUCCUCCAGUCCACGCCACAGCAUCCCUAGGCUGAUCAGAGCAGUGUACUCUGUCUCACUCAAUCUCUCACCCACUGCCAUGUUCACACCAGAGAGGACCCAUCUGCCCCACUGUGACGGGCACCUCAUCCAGAGGCCUGCUAGGAGCCUUACGUCAGCCUUCAUCCCACCCCCCCUCCCCCCUCUGACUCACCCUGUCCCAAUGGUCUUCAUCAUCAGAACACUCAUUAGAUGUGUUGGCAGUGUUUCAUCAAUGCACAUUUGUAUGCCGGCGUGUACAAACACAUGCUCACCUGCAUACACAAAUGAGCACCUGCGUGCAUGUUACAGUUUUUUAAAUGACUUAAUACAUGCUUGACAUGCACACAUAUAUCAGAAACUGAUACCAAAAGCAUUUCAAUCCUUUCUCCACUAUAUGUUCAUGUUACCGGUUCAUUUACAUGCAUAUGGAUGCAGGCUCAUCUCAUAUCUGCAGCACUAGCAUAACAAGUACACCGUUACAUACACAGACAGUUACAGAAACAAACAUGCAUGCACACAGACACAAACAAUUGCAUGAAUAGAGAAGUUGUUGUUUUUAAAAGAAGAGUGGUAAAAGAUGACAAGCACAAACUGGCCUCCCCAUGGAGGGUCCUAGUGCUCUGCAUGCUUUGAGGGGGAACUGUCUUGGCACAUGAUCAAACACAGACACACGUAUACUGGUCCACAUACACCACACACAUUCAUACACUCAUGCCAUGAACAAGUCCUCAGCAUAAGCCACCACCUAUUGCAAGGCCGUAAAUCACUAACUGCAUUUGUAGUUAGUUUUGUGUUAAUUUGCCAGGACCGAUGGAAACAUUUGUAGUUCGUUAGUUUGUUUUGUGUUUAUUUGCCAGGACCGAUGGAAACAUUUGCACUAAGAUACACCCUAUUUACUUUCCUGUUGUUUCCUAUCCAAUGAGGAGUAUUGUGCAUUUUAUUUCUAUUAGUGAGGAAAUGCUCCAGCUCCUCUAUCCCGCGACUGACUUCCUUUCCUUCCACAUGUACACUGUCCACUGCUACCCCUGUCUUUACAGCCUUCCUCCCCAUGCUAUCUCAUGAUUUCUCUCUUUCCCCCUCCAUCUCUCUCUCUCUCUUCACAGCAGAUACCUUAAUGAAUCCCUCAGAUUUACUUCAUCAUUGCUAUCAUUCUUAAUUUAAAAAAGUGUUAAAUUGCCAAAAGUUUUGCCAAAGAUGGUUCAGCAUGUUUUAAGUUAUCCAGACAUUUUAGUUUGGCAAAAUUUGACCUUUUGCUCAGAAGAGCAGACAUUCCCUCCUAAACAAUAUUUUUCUUUUAUUGUAGGCCCCUGACCCAUAAUCUUAAUCUCUCCAAAGUACUUGUUGAGUAUAUAAUCUUUAUUAUUUGUGCUUUUUAAUGCAGAUAUUUUUAUCAUCCAGUUUUUAGUCUCCUGAGACUUCUCCCUAUGUGUAGCAGGUAGAUUUGGGACUAUGUGCAGCAGCAGUCUCUUCUGGUGUUUGUACAGAUUUGUAAAUAGUGUGCUCUUUUCUUUUGUCAUUUUAAGCUAAUGGUACAUUGUGGGUCUGAAUUGUUUUAAGGUCAGAGCACACACCAGACGUGACACUUGUAUUACUUAGGAAUUCUGUUUGAUGUCUCUCUCUUCCUAGUGGAGACAACAGUGGCGCUCCUAAGCCCUGGGCCUGGAGGGUUCAUUCAUCUCUCUAGUUCAGCUUUAACCACUUAGUACUAGAGACAGAUGCUGAAGAUGGGCUAAAGCCGAGACAAGGAGGGGUUACUGUUGGAUAGGGAAGGGAGCCCUGUACAGUCUGAUGUUUAGAACCCCUGGAUGUGUGUGUGAUCAGUGUUACAGUGGGUUGAUAAUGUUCUGGUGCUAGAUCAGAGGUGUGACUGAGACUUAUAAGUGUGUGUCCUCCUCUCAUCUUGUGUAUCUAUCUGCCAUCAUGUCAGCCCCAGUCAGACCAGCCCUCCAGGCCUCAGCUUAACAGCGUGUGAUGCAGGCUUAUUACAUGGGCAUUGUUCAUUCUGUUACGUUGACUUGUUUCAUGAGUUGCAAUGAAAAAAAACCCUGUACUGUUGUUUUUAAUUUCAUCCCUUGCUUUGUGCAAGUUGAAUAAAAAAAAAAAAUAAGAAAAGAAAAAGGUAGAAUGGCUUGUUAACGUUGUGCCUCAUCUCCCACCAAGCCUGUCUCGACUUCUCUCUGUAAAUUAAACUAGGCUAUAGAACUGCAUUGUGUAUGACUUGAGCAUGAAAAGUUAACAUGGUUGGCUGACUGUCACCCAUAGUCAUCAUUGUCCUCUUGCUCCAGAAAACAUAGCAGUAAAGAGUAGAUUAAAGACUUGGGUCACUAUUCAAUCUGUAUCGCUGAAGUGUUACAUCUAGCACGAUAAAUGUAAAGGUCAUUCAUUUUCAAUUACUCUAACUCAACUUUCUCGAUACGUAUUGAAUAGAGCCCUUGAUGUAAAGGUCCUGAGCUCAGUCAUGAAGGGCAUCGCUGUCAUCCUCAUCACAUAUCCCCCUGGUAUUCUGAUUGGAAGAUUUGCACAGUACACAAUACAUUGUUUUGUCUGGUCUUAUGUUCUCGUUGCUGGACACAGAAACAUGUAUAUCACUCUGAACAUCUCACAGCAAGACAAUGGUUAUAACAUCAGUUUGAGCACCCACUGGCCAGCCCUUCAUGACCUGAGAUGGAUACACAGACUGGUUGUGUUGGAAUUCAAAUACAAUGCACACAUAGCUUUGAGCGAGAAAACAACUGCAACACCACCAAUGUUGCGGGGAUGUUUCUGGAAUGUUACUGCUGAGAGUGAGUAGCUAGUGUGCUGGGCUGUGCUUGCCCAAUCUCAGGUGGACAUAUCAGAUAUUUUUUUAAUGCCAGGAGCAAGUGAAUGCUUAAUUUUCAUCAGCUGGUUUUAGCUAUUUUAUUUCCUCUGAGGUAAUCCUAUUUUUCCAUUGGAAUGAAUGAAUGGUUCUCCUUAAGAUUGUAAUUAUAAAUGGACAACUUCAGUUUAGUGCAAUACUUGUAUUAAUUAUAUGUAUUGUCUCCCUUUAUAUUGUGUGUUAUCUUCCUCCCCCAAAGUAAUUAUUUUUGGUGGAUUCAGUACAGUUAACCCAUUUCUGGAAAUGGAAAUUAUCCUUAAUUAAACUUGUGAAUCAAAUUCA
Messenger RNA from Salmo salar (Atlantic salmon), 5469 nucleotides. It is a transcript of the gene phaf1, whose product is annotated as phagosome assembly factor 1. Gene Ontology annotation, biological process: Golgi to plasma membrane protein transport. Gene Ontology annotation, cellular component: dendrite; trans-Golgi network; synaptic vesicle membrane. The record is from RefSeq and is a predicted model, not a curated record. NCBI's taxonomy places the organism in Eukaryota, Metazoa, Chordata, Actinopteri, Salmoniformes, Salmonidae.